AUGUUCCCUCGUUGCCGUCUCCGUUUGCGUUCACCCCUAGAUUCCACUUUCGUGAAACCACCCUCCUCUUUGCCGUCGAUCCUGCUCAAGGGGGUUGCGGGGGCAGCAUUUGCGCGAUUUACCGUGGUCCUAGUGGACUCACUACGCUGUGUACCGCUGCAAGAGGGCGCCUCGUCAUCAUCGCGUGCGUGCUCCUCAAAGAGUGCUCGCUCAUCAGGCGACAGGGCAUCCAGGAACCUAUACUUCUUCCUAGUUCCUGGGCCACUCUUGCCUGCGAGCAACGGAAAACGGUCUUUGUUAAUUGACCACCACUGCAGAACAUCAAAAUCCUCACUGUGUUCGAAAGCAAACAGCUACCUCUUCGACCUUUCUCGCUUCCUCACCGCACGAAACCUCCAACUUUCACCCACCAAAUCCUGGACGAAGGAGUACAGAUUUGAACUUAAUAUUGCAGUCGAUGGCGUCAAAACUCCGACUGUCAAUAACCCUAAGAUUUUAGGCGUAACCCUCGAUAGUCUGUGCUCCUUCUCUCCCCACACGACCGCGAUUAUCGCCAAGGUACAGAGCCGCAACAAAAUCCUCAAGUCGCUUACCGGCAGCACAUGGGGAAAAGACAAAGAAACGUUGCUGGCAACAUACAAGGCGAUCGGCCGGCUGGUCCUCAACUAUGCAGCACCAAUAUGGUCGCCUGGAUGCAGUGGUACGCAGAUGAGGAAGCUCCAGACCUGUCAAAAUACAGCACUCCGGACCACGACGGGAUGCCUCUUGAAGUCUUCCAUUGAACCCCUCCACAGUGAGACACGUAUGCUACCGGUAAAGGAGCAUAACCUACUCCUCUCCAGACAGUUCCUGCUGGGUUGUUUCCGUAGGAAUCACCCUUGCAGCCACCUGCUUGGAGCAGAACCGCCUCCCAGGAGCAUCAAGAGGUCAUUCCUCGACUAUGUCGAUGACAUUGAACAGUACGCCGACCAGACUUCGGACGCAACAAACUUUCGACAGGCACUGACACACUUCACAGUGGAGCCAUCAACACCUUCACCGACUCCCUUCCCGUGAAUGGCGUUCUUGGAGUCAAACCACCACCUAUUGCAGACGAAGAGCUCCAGUUGACGCGAGAAACGCGAGUGACCCUAGCGCAACUUCGUUCUGGAUACUGUAGCAGGUUAAACUCCUACUUAUCCAGAAUCGACCCCGACAUACCCAAUGUAUGUCCUGCAUGCAACGAGUCCUCGCAUGACACUGGCCACCUCCUUGCAUGCCCCACAAACCCUACCCAUCUAACUCCUUCCUCCCUUUGGUCCGACCCCGUCGAAACAGCACGUUUCCUGGGCCUACCGUUAGAUGACCUCGACGACAACACAAACAACCCUUACCAUCCUAACGGGGAUUAGCUAACCGUUAACAACAACAGCAACAUCAAAAUCCUCACUUAAGCUUUAUUAACAUUUUUAUACGAAUUUCAUCUUGAAUAUAGGAUAUAAUGUUAGUGCUCUGAAUAGGUUGGGAAUAAUCUGCAAAAAUAUCUAAUUCCUGUGCGGUUUAAUUAAUUUUUCAAUAUCAUCAUUUUGGCUAUUUAUAUGUAUUAAUAGCUAUCAUCAUUUCCUCAAUGUCUUUGACAACCUGUUCCUUAUCUAAUUCUGUGAAUUUUGUCAAUUUAUUUGUGGGUGGAAAUAAAAAUAGGGCAAUGUUAUGAAAUUUUUUUAAAUUGGCAUGCACUAUGGAAUCUAAAUAUUUUAGAAGUGAAAACUUGCAUUUUUGUACAAUUUCGAUGUCAUUGUCUUUCGGAGUGGCUAUUUUAUUUAGGUUAUUAAUGUGUGGAAUAGUCAAAUGCAAUGUUAGAUAAUUGCUACCCUCCAGCUUUUUCGAACAAGCUUCAAAAGGAGCAAGAAGUUUUACCAGUACGCUAAUGUUAUUUAAAUUAAUAUCUUGAAUUCUAGAUAUUUCUUUUUUUCCAUCAAAAUCUGGGAAAUUUCCAACCAGUUUAACUCAACCGACUUAAGUAGGUUAAAAAUCGUAUUCCAACGAGUUCGACAGUAGCUUUCUUGUGCGUUCAUUGCAUGAGCGUCGUUUUCUCUACCAUCCAUGUUUACGCACGUGUUGAAUAAUACUGAACUCAUCUGCACAGUUGUAUAAUAGCACAGGCAAACUGUCCUUAUAAUUUCGCUUAAUGUACAGCGUAGAAAAAUUUAGUACUCACUCACGAAGAUACAGUCAUGUACUGUUCUCACUAUAAGUGAGAACAAUAAAAAUACUGUGCUACCUAUGUACUUCUGCACAAAGAGGUAUACUGUACAGCAAAGAAUGAGUGCAGUAUUUUUAAGAACACUACACUACUGUACAGGUCUGUUAAGCUAGAUAUGGGUACAUUCAUGCAGAAGUCUAUUACAAACGCUAUAAUUAUACACAUAGUGAUGACAAAGGUCGACUCUACGAUCCGAUCCAAAUGGGAGGAACAGCUGGAUUGUCACAAGCUGCCACUGUGGAAGGACUUUGAAGCCACCCUAAAUCGAAGAUACCAGCAGCUAUCAGCGGAAGAAGCAUCAAAUUCAAGAACGAAGCCCAUACCAACAAGCAGUGCGAGUCAUGGGAAACAACAACACAUGGACAGGACCAAAUCGGCGCUAGUUGCAGCAAAAACGAGGCAGUCUCUUUGUCAGCAGUGCAAAUCUAAGAACCACCAUUUGACUGCCUGCCCCCCUUUCAAGGCGCUACCGGUGCAGCAGCGGUUCGAGUUCGUAAAAUCAGUGCCUUUAUGCAUAAUUGUUUGCGUAAGGGGCACACUAUCUCAGAGUACAGAGCGGAUCGAUGUCGUGUGUGCAAUCGAUCGCAUCACACAUUACUGCAACAGUAUCCGUCUUCUUUCCCCGCUCCACCUCAUCCACCACACAUGCCAUCGGGGAUCGGGUAAUCUUGGCAACAACAGUAAUUUUAGUAAGAACCAGCUGAGGAGAUUACCUACCUGCGAAAACGCUGCUGGAAUUGACAAUUCCAAUACAAAAGUGGGGUCAAAACUAAGCGCGUUUAUCAAGUCGCGGUUAAAUACAUAAUUAUGAAUUUUCGAUGGAAUUCUGGGUAAUGCGAUGCAUUUCGGCAAAUUAUCCAGACCAUAACAUCACUGUUAGUGGCUAGAAAAUUCCGCACAAUAUUGAAUUGGCAGAUCCAGAAGUCCACAAAUCUACAAAAGUGGAUAUCCUAUUGGGUGCUGAAACAUUUUUCGAUCUUUUAGUUGUUGGCCAAAUUAGAAAUGGUCCUAACCAACCAACUUUUCAGAAAACCCUUUUAGAAAGGAUUGCAUCUGGCAAAUACGCCAGCAAUUUAAGUUCUCUUCCCAAUUAUAUAGCACAUUAUGCCAAGCUGAAGAAGACUUUACGUCAAUAGAUUCAGUUGUCCAAAAAUUUUGGGGUCUAGAAGAAUUACUUGCAGAUUCAAAUGGCAUUAAAUUCACACAACAAUUUUUCGUAAAUACAAUUCAAGUAUUGCCUCCAGAAUGGCUUCAAGUCAGAAUGCCAUUUAAAGCUGACCGUAAGUCUCGGUCACUCCUAUGAAACCGCAGUUCGGCGGUUUCAGGCCCUGGAGAGAAGCACAUUAAAAGAUCCAGAACUUCGUAAAAUGUAUCUGGACUUUAUGAAUGAAUAUAGAGCACGGGGUCACAUGAGCCCAACGAACAAUAAGAACCCGAGUGAGUCACACUACUUUAUUCCGCAUCAAUGCGUUUUAAGGCUCGAGAGCACAACAACCAAAUUACGCGUUGUCUUUGAUGCUUCGAGUCGAUCCUCAAUUCAAAUAGCGUUAAAUGAACUUUUGAUGAUGGGUCCAACCAUCCAAGAAGAGUCAUACUUAACUCUUCUUCGUUUACAUAAAUAUGCACUAACACCGGUCAUUACUCAAAUGUAUCGCCAAAUAAUUAUGCACGAAGAAAACAGAAAUUUUCAACUUGUUGUGUGGAGAGAGCAUCCUUCUGAGAAAAUACAAAUUUUUCGUUCUUAACUCCGUAGCAUACGGCACUGUGCCUGCUCCAUUUCUCGCAACACGGUGUUUGCAAAUGCUCAGUGAUGAUUACAGUGAAAUAUCCACUCGGUUCAUUGGUCAUUAAAAGAGACUUUUAUGUUGAUGAUUUAUUAUCAGGGUCCGAAAAUUUUGAGUCCUUAGUCCUUAGCGAAGUGAGGUAAUUAAAAUAUUAAACCCGGGCGGAUUCACCUUAACGAAAUGGUUUUUAUUGGUCAUUAAGCUUCAAUGAAAAAAAUUCCACUAAAAGGUUAGGAAUCCAUUGGUUGCCGAAAGAGGAUUUGUUUCGAUUUGUUUUAGAUGACAAUUCUGCGAGCUACUAAACGAAGCAUACUAUCAGUUUCUGCUCGCCUUUUUGAUUCUCUUGGAUCAAUAGUCCCACUAAUUACCGAAGCAAAAACUAUAUUGGGAUGAGUCCAUUGCGCCUUGACACAAGCUGGUAGAACUUUAAAGCCAACCUAAUGCAGCUCUCAUCGAUAAUCAUGACUUCCGGUUUUAGACCAAGUAUCCUCUGGGUAGCCUAAGAACAUCCAUUCGAAGGCGAGCUAGAGUGAGAAAGCGAAAGAUCCCCUAAACAGGGUUGUGCGCUGGGUUUGAGACCCGCCACGUAAGAAACGCCCCCAAUGAAAAGAUUAAAUGUAUGCUGCUUACUUCAAAGUCUACGAGUGGCUCCGCUGUAGACCAAUCUCUUCUGCAUUUCGAAAAAAUUACAUUUUGGACAGACUCUGAAAUCAUUUUACAUUGUAUUAAAACACAUCCAUCUUCACUACAAAUCUUCGUCGCAAAUAUAGUGUCAGAAAUCCAAGAGUUGACUAACAAAGUGAACAAAAGAAACAAAAUCCUGCGGAUAAAUUGUAUCGCGGUUGUAAACCCUGCAUUCUUCUUCUUCUUUACCGGACACCGCUUACGCGUUUAUAACCAAGUUAACAACAGCGCGCCAGUCGUUUCUUCUUUUCGCUACGUGGCGCCAAUUGGAUAUUCCAUUUGGUCUUUCCAACGGAGUGGAGGUCUUCCUCUUCCUGUGCUUCCCCCAACGGAUACUACGUCGAAUACUUUCUGAGCUGGAGUGUUUUAGUCCAUUCGGACAACAUGACCUAGCCAGCGUAGCCGCUGUCAUUUAAUUCGAUGAACUAUAUCAAUGUCGUCGUAUAUCUCGUACAGCUCAUCGUUCCAUCGAAUGCGAUAUUCGCCGUGGCCA
Molecule: messenger RNA, 5203 nt
Organism: Bactrocera dorsalis (oriental fruit fly)
Lineage: Eukaryota; Metazoa; Arthropoda; Insecta; Diptera; Tephritidae
Exons: 2
Coding region: 1-1056 (351 amino acids)
Source: RefSeq, a predicted model, not a curated record